CAUUCGAUAGGGAUGUAACGUAUACUCCCGUCGGUGUAUCGAGCGACUUAUUUGCACACGAGGCGGGUAUGUACAUGUGGCGGACCAUCUCGUUCGAUAGAAUGGGUUGGGAGAAACUUCUGACUCCUUAUAGGGAUGCCAUCAUGAACCACCUAAAGGAGAACUUCAAUUUCGAUGAAGUUGAACAGGAUUUGGACGCUCAUAACAUGCAAGGCGGCAUUAGACAUGUGCUUAUGAAGCGGUACUCCGGCCGCAAGAACGACGCUAAGAAAGAAUUUCUUACUAAUGGAGGUUUUGACGAUGUCGAAAGAGCAAGGGCAUACCACCCCAAGGAUAUGCCUUAUGAAAACUGGCUGAAAACCGUUGAUCACUUCUUGGACCCAAUUAAUAUUGCAAGAUGUGAGGCAAACACAAUAGUCCGCCAACGUCAACAAUUCCCAAACCAUGGGGGUGCAACGUCAUACAGUAGCACCGCCUACAAACAUGGUUUGAAACGUCUUGAUACGUACCGCAAAACUCACACCGAUAAAGAUGGGAAUUUUGUUGACCCGGUAGCCGAGCAGAAUUAUGUAAGUAUCCAUCUUCGUAAAAUACAACUUAAUUUAGAAUGCGAGAUUAUGUGCGGAGAAAGCGGCGGUUCUCAACCGCCGAAUGAGGCUGUCGUGUUUCAAAUCGUGUUUGGUGAUCGACGAGGAUGGUUCCGGGGGCUUGGGCAUAAACCUUCGAAUAUGCCAUCGAACCCGUUUGGUGCGCAACCUCAAACCCCACAACCCCUUUCGGAGGAAUAUGUUUCGAGUUUGUUCCAAACUCCGGCAUUCGUAAACCAACUUGAAUCCUAUCUUGCGGCAAGGGGAAAGCAAGCCACAACCGAUGAUGACUAUGACGAUGCCGACCUUUUUGACAAGGAUGAUGAGGACGACGAUGAGUAAUUAGUAUUAUCUACUUGUAGUUUUCGAAUGUUAUUUUUCGGAUAUUUUAGGAUGUUAUUGUAAGGAUACGUUUUAUGCGAUUUUAGUAUGUAUAGUAUUAUGUUUGUUUAGUU
This is a messenger RNA of Helianthus annuus (common sunflower), 1042 nucleotides long. RefSeq lists its product as uncharacterized. The record is from RefSeq and is a predicted model, not a curated record. The coding region runs from base 69 to 929 and encodes 286 amino acids. NCBI's taxonomy places the organism in Eukaryota, Viridiplantae, Streptophyta, Magnoliopsida, Asterales, Asteraceae. The transcript has 5 exons.